Molecule: messenger RNA, 1099 nt
Organism: Neocloeon triangulifer
Lineage: Eukaryota; Metazoa; Arthropoda; Insecta; Ephemeroptera; Baetidae
Product: ras-like GTP-binding protein RhoL
Exons: 6
Coding region: 447-1007 (186 amino acids)
Biological process (GO): small GTPase-mediated signal transduction
Molecular function (GO): GTPase activity; GTP binding
Source: RefSeq, a predicted model, not a curated record
CUUUGACAAGAAAUAAACAAUUUUUAUGUUUAUGAAGAAAUCGUGACGAAAAUAUUGAUAAAAUCAAAUAAUUUUCUUGACCUGCGCUAUAUUUUUAUCUCACUUGAGUGCACCGAGUAGAAAAAUUAUGGCAUCAUGUUUCGCGCCUGCACUAAAAUGAAUGUUCAGCUCGUUGGUCGUCACGUGAAGCCGAAAACCGGGUUGAAAAGAUAAGUCGUCGACGCCAAACGGUCCUGUGAUAUUAUAAUAAGUGACUGCUUAAAAUAUCAGCUACUAUUAAAUUACAAAUUUUCUCUAGUUACAAAAAUUAUUCAACCCAAAGAAUAGUUACAGAAUAUUACUUGGCAAUCUCAAUAUCAUUUGAGAGAAAAGCCUGUGUCAAUUGAGGUAGAGCUUUUUAAUCAAACUAAUGCUGGUUGAUUGCAGUUUUUGCAGUUUAAAUCUAAAUGAAUGCAAGCAACGAGCAGUCGUCAAGACCCUUGAAGGUGACUGUCGUCGGAGAUGCUAAUGUCGGCAAAAAGAGCUUCCUCUUCACCUACACUACAAAGGAGUUUCCAGGCGAAUAUAUCCCCACCGUGUUCGAUAAUUACACUGAAAAUAUCAAGGUGGACGGAAAAGAGUACAAUAUAUCAGUCUGGGACACCACCGGGCUGGAACACUAUGACAAAGUCAGGGUCAUCACAUACGUAAAUACUGACUGUUUCCUGCUGUGCUACUCAAUAAGCAGUCGCAGCUCUUUUGAUAACAUCUCUACAAAGUGGUAUCCAGACAUCAGAUUGCACUGUCCAAAUGUACCCAUCGUCUUAGUCGGUACCAAGAUGGAUUUGAGGGACGAAAAAACUCACGGUACGGACGUUGGUGUCGUCUCAGUGGAGAAUGGUCGAAAACUAUGCAAGAAAAUCAAAGCAGAGACCGUGGUCGAGUGUUCGGCCAAGAACGGAGAAAACCUGACGGCAGUAUUCGAAUCUGCGGUGCGAGCGGCGAUCAAGAAAAAGUCCAAUCCUUAGGCUAUAACCUUGUUACGCGUCUUUAAAAUGCGACUAAUGACCAUUUUUCGGUGAAGUAAAAUAAAUUUUAUUUUAUAAUAUUUUUAGACUGA